Messenger RNA from Labeo rohita (rohu), 2360 nucleotides. RefSeq names its product caspase-7-like. Lineage: Eukaryota; Metazoa; Chordata; Actinopteri; Cypriniformes; Cyprinidae. Gene Ontology annotation, molecular function: cysteine-type endopeptidase activity. The record is from RefSeq and is a predicted model, not a curated record. Gene Ontology annotation, biological process: proteolysis. The transcript is spliced from 4 exons. Bases 418 to 1254 code for a protein of 278 amino acids.
AAAAGGUAAAGCAAGUAGAAACUAAUAUUCAGCUUAUAUUAUUUGGCAGAGAUUUACAAAUCAGAUGUGUGUAUUUUUAUCACUUAUCAAUUUCAACUUAUAUCCUCAGUUACUGACACACCACUGCUGGUAAAUUGGAACAUAAACUCACCUACAAAUGCAGUACAUUACCUUUUUAUUUGCUCAAGUUGCAGCUUCUGAUUUGUCAGGGAGCUGCCAGUGUUGCCUACACCAGACUGACGACAGAAAACGCUGGGAGGAAACUCCAUAUAUGACCUAACAGACGUGCAAUAAGCCUCAUAAAAGCUGAACUCACCUAUUAUAUGACGUUCAGACAAACUCAUAAUGUAGGCUCUCCUUAUUCUCACACAGAUUGUAUUGCAUUAGACCUCUGUGUUAGACAUAAGAGAGGUAAAGAUGUUUUCUUGUAAAAUUCCUUUCACAGCAAACAAGAGAAUGAAGAACAGGGCGUUGAUAGUGUCUGUGGAGAACUUCUAUCCAGGUGCAGGUCUGGGCAAGAGGAAAGGUGCGAAGAAAGACACUCAAAGACUUCACAAAAUCCUUAGCAAGCUCGGUUUCUCUGUGGACAUCAGAAUGGACAUCGAGGCAGAAGAGAUCUAUGAAGCAUUUAAAGCAGAGAGCAAGAAAACAGUCAAAGACUGUUUUGUGGGCAUCAUAUCCAGUCAUGGUGAGGAGGGUGUUGUGUUUGGCGCUGAUGGAUGUGCUGUUAAACUGGCUGAGAUCUACACCUGCUUUGGAGGCCCUUCAAUGGCAGACAAGAGCAAACUCUUCCUGAUUCAGGCUUGUCGUGGACAUGAGUUGGAUGGAGGUGUGGAGGUGGAGGCAGACUCUUCAUUCUCAGAGAAAGACGACGGCAUGUCUGAGCUGUUUUCCAUUCCUAAUGACACAGCAGUCAUGUACGCCACAUCUCCAGGUUACGGUGCAUUCAUGCAUCCUGCGGGGUCGGAGAUGAUUCAAACUUUUUGUGAUUUGCUAGAAGAGGAAGGAGGUCCAGAUCUGGAGAUCACAAGACUUCUGACUCGACUAAACUAUAAGGUGGCCUACAACUUUGAAGCGAGAGGGAAACUGUUUGGUGGCAAAAAGCAGAUGCCGUGUUUUGUGACCCGCUUUACCAGAGAGGUUUACCCGUUCAUGGACAGAAAGAUGGCAGCAGCAGAAGAUUUGAGCUUGAGUUUUGCAGCAACGCAGCUUAUCGAUGAACCCAGAAGGACACGGACGAGCUCCAUCAGCUGAAGAUCACUGAACAGAGACUGACUGCAAAGAAUAUGUGGAGAAACUGCUUCAUCUUAACUCUUUUAUAACAUCUCUCAAAGUAUCUCACAGGAGACUGAUAAUAAAUCAAGUGACGUCAUGUCACGUAAAGUUGCAUGUCCAGCAGGAAGUGAGUGGUUGGGAAAGUUGCAUGUGACAUGUUGUCUUAGCACUCCAUUUAUGUGUCAUGUGUUUUUGUUAUUGCUACCUCAUUUUAUAUAUAUAUAUAAAUAUAUAUAUAUAUAUAUACGUAUGUAUAUAUAUAUAGUUUACUUACUCUCAAUAUACAAUACUGUUCAAAAGUGUGAGGUCAUUACAAGUUUUUACUGCGUUUGAAAUAUUCUAUAUAUAUAUAUAUAUAUAUAUAUAUAUAUAUAUGUCAAACGAUUAAUCGUGAUUAAUCACAUGCAAAAUAAAAGUUUGAGUUUGCCUAACUAAUAUAUGUGUGUGUACUGUGUGUAAUUAUUAUGUAUAUAUAAAUACACACAAAUUAAUGUAUAUAUUUAAGAGAAAUAUGUUAUGCACAAAAUAUUUUUAUUUGUACAUAAUACAAAUUAUAAUAAAUGCAUGUACAUGAAUGUGUUAGUAUUUAUAUACAUAAUAAUUACAAACAGUGCACAUAUAUGUCAGGCAAACUCUAACUUUCAUUUUGUAUGCGAUGAAUCAGGAUUAAUCGUUUGACAGCCCUAAAAAAAAAAAAUGAAUAUAUACAUAAUUUUUUUUUUUUUGUUGUUGUCACAUGAAUCUUCAGAAAUCAUUCUAAUAUCCUGCUUUAGUGUUCAAGAGUCAUCUUUUAUUAUUAUCAACCAUGAUACUUUUUUUCAGGAUUCUUUGAUGAGUGGAAAAUUCAAAAUGAUAGUAUUUAUUCGAAACAGAAAUCUUUUGUAACAUAAUUGACGUCUUCACUGUCACUUUUUAUCUAUUCAGUGUGUGCUUGCUAAAAAAAAGUAUUAAUUUCUGUCAAAAUAACAAAUUCAAAUGUACAUUCAAAUGUUUGAGUCUAAAAUAAAACUGGAAGAAAGGUUAGCUGUCUGUGACUCAGACUGUGUAAUCAUCAUCACCCUUUGCCCCUGCUAUAUUUACUGUAA